AUGGACAAGGACGACAAGUAUAAGAAACUUAAAAGAAGAGUACGUCAAACCACUACAAAUGAACAUAUACUACUCGAAGCCAUUUCCAAGAAUGAAAAAGCCAACACUGCAAACGGUCAGAAACAACCUCGACUGUCGGAUUCAUUGUCAGAUACUUCUUUAUCGACAUUAUCCGACGACUCAGAUCAUGCUCCGCUACAAACCAUUCCAGUUCAUGCCAAACCCGAUCCACUAAGAGAUGGAUCGUUGAAACGACAAAGAUCCAUUUCAAAAUCAGAGCACGUAGCAAUACCAGCGCAGAAUGGUGCCUUGAUUCAAACACCAAUUCAAACCAAAAUCACCGGUUUUGGAAUGGCAUCGGAUGCAUCACAUACACCUUCAUUCAACUAUGAAUGUACGCCAGGAAACACUUCAGUAAUGUCCGAUGGUCAAUGCGCAACACCUUCAGAAACACACGUUGUACAAGGGUCGGAUGAGGCCAAGAAAAAACGAAAGCGAAACGAUGUGACUGCACGAGUACGCAAAAUACAAGAAGUUGCUGUUCACGAAGAUGGAACUCCUGUCCUACCAGCCCAGUUUGGUAUGAUCACGCUGCACUCGCUUGGAGAAAUUGUAUGGAAUCGAUCUGGAUUUCAUACCGAGCGACAUAUUUUUCCUGUUGGAUUUACAACCUCUCGUGAAUACUAUAGCAUGAUCGAUUCAGACAAAUCUGUGCGAUAUAUAUGUCAGAUUAUCGAUAAUGGUGACUGUCCCAAAUUUCAAGUCACUCCUGAUGAUGCGCCAAAUAAUAUCAUUAUUGGUGCAUCUGCCACUGGUGCUUGGAUGACUGUUAUUAAAGCCGCGAUCACAAUACGAAAUAAGGAUCACAGUAAUACAGUGUCGGGACCAGAUAUGUUUGGAUAUUCUCAGCCAACCAUCCAAAAACUGAUUCAAGAUCUCCCCAAUGCAAAUUUGUGCAAAAUGUACAAAUUCCAAAAAUUUGAGGUUUCAACUUCAAAAAGAGGGCCAAAAACAAAGUUCGAUAAUGGUAAACUAUCUGCACCAGUCUCUGGAGCUCCAACACCUGUUCCUACCAAAACCUUUCGACGAGGAUCCUCCGCAGCGGAAACUGAAUCCAGUCAAAAAAUGUCAGUAGACCAUUUUGAUUCCCAAGCAAACACUAUACAUUCGACUCAAAGCGCUGCUCUAAUGAAUCCAAAGCAAACCCAAGCUAAUUUAUUAGGUACGGAAGGACAUAUACAGAAUCCGAGUGGAGUGAACUCACAACCCCCACUGCCGGGUACAAAUCGCCCCACUUACGAUCCAUCGAUACAGGACUGGGGAUGGCUAUCUGAAAAUUCUCAAUCUAUUGUAUAA
Molecule: messenger RNA, 1356 nt
Organism: Batrachochytrium dendrobatidis JAM81
Lineage: Eukaryota; Fungi; Chytridiomycota; Chytridiomycetes; Rhizophydiales
Exons: 7
Coding region: 1-1356 (451 amino acids)
Biological process (GO): regulation of cell cycle
Cellular component (GO): nucleus
Source: RefSeq, a predicted model, not a curated record